GAAACGUUGCAGUCUGUCAAGUAAAUAAUAAGCUCUUAAUUCUAAAUGAUCAAAGCAUGCACAUUUCUGCCAUCAACACCGAGGUUUUAUGGUCUAGCACUGUGGUUUUUUCUACCUUUUUUCAUGUGUGGGCUCCUAAAAAAUUUCUAAUAGAGGUGCCAGACCCCUUUGAGUUGUCAGCGUGCAUAUUCACCUACUUUUGCUUCAUCGUAGUCACCUUUUCCAGACCCCUUAGACAUAGCCUGCAGACCCCCCGCAGGGGUCUGAGGACUAUAGGUUGAGAUCCACUGGUGUAGUACAUGUCUAAUUAAAACAUGGCAUCAGUAUUCAGUAACACACCUGAACUGUACUGCUCUGGGAAGUGCUUUGAAUUGUUACACCGUCUUGUGUUCACGGCUGAGACCAGCCAUGUCAGGUUUUCUUGCGUUAAGUCUUUAUUUCGGUGCCGUGCUGUUCUGUCUGUCUCCCCGUCUGCCUGUGUGUAUGUAGCCAAGGAAAUUAAAUUCCAAAGCAGAUCUAUGUAAGCAAUAUCCCAGGUUGGGGAUGAAGUUGCAGUGAGCACAUACCUCAGUGGUUUCCUUCGGUAUUCUGUCACAUCAACACAAAAAACCCAACCCUGAUUUUCUUCCUCAUCUUGGUUUACCCCCUCCUUUGCAUUUGCUUUCUAAGGAUGACUGCACUGCGAGGUGUGUUCAAGGGAUAUAGGAAAGUAGGGCUGCAAGGGACCUCGUGAGGUCAUCUCGGCCGGCCCCAAAGGGGUGCAGCACACAGUAAGAAACAUUGGAGGAAAGGGAGUUUAUUGAUAGCGUUGGCUCUAGGUUGGGGCUCUCGGGCUUGUGCUUGCUCAGCGAGGGACCAGGUGUGACGCCGGGGGAGCUGGGUGCACAGACAAAGGGACUCGACACUGCUCCAAGUGAGCAGGCCAAACAGAUCCCACGCAGGGUGUCUGGGCACCGUCUGUGGAUCCAAGCCCAUUCAGGGGCUGGGACGAUGCAGCUGGGGCUGGUCCUGUUUGGAGCAGGGGGUUGGACUAGAUGUGACCCCCUGAGGUCCCUUCCCACCCUCAUUGUCCAUGAGUCUCUGAUAGGGAUAACUCGAUAAAUAAUUGUUCGAUGGGAGACUCGUGUGUUGCUUGUACACAAUCAUGCCCUGCCCUUUCUCCUUCUUGUCUCCUAGCCUGGAAGAUCUAAGUUAGUGGGGUGAGGACUGUCGGAUGCUAUAUAUUUGUGCAGUGCCUUGCACACCAGGGCUGCCUCCACCUGCUGCUGGGAUCAAAUCGUAGAUAAAGCUCAAAGAAGCACACCAAGAAGCUCAGCUGGUGGAAGUCACGGUGCCUCUGCUGAGCUCCAGGCACCCGAGAAGGUGGAGACGAGACUGGGAUGUCUCACUCGAUCGGAGGAUGACUAACCCUGGUGUCUGGGAAGAUGACUAAUCUUUCAGUACCAAAAUUGCAAGCGGGAGAGUCUCGGAGCAUUACCCGGUGUCCCCAACGUGGCUGGCUUUCAAGCCCAAUGCACUGUCCUUGGCCACAUAGAGAGUCCCAUUAAGGACUCUCGGCUUCUUCCAAUUCCAUGUGUCCCCGUGUGAGGAGCGAUGCCCUGGACAUCAAAAGCAUGCGUGAGUUGAUGCCUGCACACCUUGUAGGAUCAGAUAUCCAGGCUCUUAAGUGCUUUGCAGCUUGUCCAACAGCCCACCCUCCAGAGAGGGGCUUGCUGACCCGCAGGGGGCUUGCUGAAUGAGCAGGGAUGGGCUUUUUCUGGUUCUUUUUGACUGGGUUUCGGGCAGAUGGAAGCAGAAGCAGCAACGUUGUUGGAGGUUUGGGUGUUGAGUCUAAUCCGUGGCUUUGAGGGUGAAGUGGUUUGGCAAAGAGCAGAAUGGCAGUGAUCUCGCCAGGCCUCAACACACUGCUUGAGCAAAAGGGUGCACUUACCAAGUUGCACGUGAGCUAGCAGGAAGCUGUAGACCUUCAGGCCAGAAGGAAUCGUUGCAGUCGUGUGCCCCCCGGCUAGAGCCUGCCCCGUCCGUGCAGGUUGCUGCCGGGGGCUGAGAGAGGAAGUGGCUGGGUACCGAUAAAGCCACGGGGGCUGAGGAGUGGGGAGGGUCUGCGGAGGGUGGGAAUUGCAACACCUCUGCUAGAAGGAGACGGUUGCUGUCGGAGAGGGGAUGAACAACAACACCCUGCCCCUGCUUCAGCUCCGAGGAAGUGGCUCCGUGCAUCAGGGCUCGGCGACAAGCAAGGAUGUGGCUAGGCAGGCUCAGGGGCUAUAAACGGCCUCCAAGCCACGCUGCAAGAUGUGGUUGGCUGUAGAGCCAGCCAGGUCAGGCUCUGCCCGCUGCCCUUAUCCCACCCGCGCGUCAGAGCCCAACACUGCUGGUCGUCAUCUGUCUCUGCUGAAGCCAGUGGGGAAAUUCCCAUUGAUUUCAGAGGUGCAAGAUAAGGGAGCCUCUGGUCCUCUUCAGAAAACUGCCCGGUGGGAUCAUAACCCAGGCAAGGACUGGCACCAGGAGAGGAAAUGGAACUGGGACAAAACGGGGGGACAGCUCGUGCCUGAUUUCGGGACGUCUGGCACCGUCCUGGUUCUGGAGUCUAGUCGCAUUAACUAGCACCCAGUCUUUCCAAACACGCUGUGCUUCGUUGUCUGUAUCUAACGCGUGGAGGCGCAGGGCGCGUUGGGAGGUUAGUUGCGCUAUGCAUGUUCUUUAUUUCUGAGCAGAUGUGGCCGGCAGAUGUGCCACGAGGGGCCCCGGGGUCUCCAGGCUGCCUCCGUUUCUGCUGUUCUUCUUGUUCACUUCUUGCAUAUCGUUAAGUUCUUUUAACACCCCUAAAAAGUGGAAGUUGGCAGCGCGUUCCUGUGUCCUUGCAAGCUGCAGGAUGUACAGGGCUGGAACAUGGGAUUCUGUGUCCCAGGCUGGCACCGACUCGUCGGAUGUUGUCGGGCAAGUCACCGAAGCGCCAUGUUCCUGCAGGAUGGAUGUGCCAGCCUGUCAAGGCCAUGGGUCAGUGUCUACGAAGCGUUCAGAUCUUGUCCCAUGGAAGGAUGUGCAAAAUGCCUCGUCUCUGCCAGGGAUCUGUCUAAUGGCAAAGGGAGAGAGGAAGAGAAGGAGCCACCUCUGAAUGCAGCGGUGGUGCCCCCUUCGCCGUGCAACCCCGGAUGCCUGGAAGCACGCUCCUCUCGGCGGUGGGUUUGCAGCAUGUUCACCUGAAACACCCAUGUAGCGUGGUGGGGACCGCAGUUCAGACCUCUCGGCUCAGCCCAAACCGCGGACCCGAGUCCAAGUUGAGGGCCGAUGGUGCAGACUGCAUUCCCAGCCCUGAGGACUUCAGGUGAAUCCCACCACGGGUGGAGUUGCCCAAGUUGGUGGAAUCGGCCUUUACAGCAGAGGCUCCGCACUCUCUGCUUUGCCCCGGCCACGCGGUCCGCAGCGGGCCUGCUCUCUGUCACUCGCCACCUCCGGCACCGGGGAUUCAGCCCGCGUAGCAAGUGUUACGCACACGCCGAGACUUCUCCACCUUAGCAAAAGCAAGAGGAGCUUCUAGAGCGCAUCGCUCCGGUGUGUCAUUGCUGUUGUGCUUGCCAUGCAGAGAGCAACCCACGUCCUUACACUCACACCACUCGUGAUCGCCGAACGUCCCUCCCACCAUUCGUUUCAUCAGUGUUUUGCAGCGCGUUUGCAAAUGCUCAAAACCGACUCGGACCAGAACCGCAACAACCGGCCGAUCCAAGAACGAAUCCGGCCGCCGUUGGACUCUAUGGCCGUUUGGGAGCGAGAUUGGGCCCUUCCGGAUCAUUUCUGAUGUUCAUUAUUUGUCAGGGAACCAAACUGAAUUAUUAAUAUGGAGAACGGAGAUAGCGUUAACGACUCUCGCUUUAUAACAGUUCCCCAUUAAUAGCGAAAAUUGCAAAUUUAUCACUCGAUCUGUUCAUUAAAACUCGCUUUUUUUCCCCCCCUUUUUGGUUUCUUUUAAUGAAAGCGGAGAAAUAAGAGAAUGGGAAAAGCCAUUUGGUUGUUAUUUCUUCAGAUGGAUCCAGCCUGUUGUUUUUAAUGAAGUCUUUACUCUUGUACGUAGAAGCAUGAGGGUCUUAUCACAAAAGCAGCAUCUCAACCAUGUCCGUAGCAGCACUCAGCCGUGUAACAAAUACUUAGCAAUACUUCCUGCUUCCUUCAAGGAGACUGCUUAGUCCUGUUUAAUAGUUUCUAUUUUUUUUUUUGCCUACUGCCCUAGAAGCCCUUCUUGAUUUCAGCAGACGCUUUCUCUGCCGCACACGUCUUACCAUGUGUUCUCUGCUCGCUACAGAGAUGGCAGAUUCCUAUUCCUACAAAGGCGGAAAGAAGUCCAGCAAAACCAGCGCCAGCAAAGACGGCAGCAGGACAGAGAUGAGGAUCAAUCCGAGCAACGAGCUCUCCAAGCUGGGAAACGCAACCAGUGACAAGACAGAAGGCAGGAAGAAAGGGCGGCCCAAGGCAGAGAACCAGGCGCUCAAAGACAUCCCACUGACCCUGAUGAACCAGUGGAAGGACGAGUUCAAGGCCCACUCCAGGGUGAAGUGCCCCAAUUCAGGCUGCUGGCUGGAAUUCCCCAGCAUCUAUGGCCUCAAGUACCACUACCAGCGCUGCCAAGGGGUAAGAAGGACAGAGGGCGCCAUCUCGGAGAAGCUGACCUACUCUUGCCCCUACUGCGAAGCUGCCUUCACGUCCAAAACCCAGCUGGAGAAGCACCGGCUAUGGAACCACUUGGAUCGGCCGGUCCCGGCCUGCAAAGCCGAAAACAAAGUGCAGAAGUCUCUCAGCAAGAGCAGUGGCAAGAAAAGACCUGCUGAGAGCUCAGAUUCCCCAACCAUCCAUCCCAAACAGGCAAAGAUGGAGAAGGCGGCUGCCCGGGAGCCCCCCGAAAACGGCGAGUGCUUGGUGGCGGGCCGCGGGAGCAAGGAGUUCCAGAUCGCGGCGGCGGAGGCGGUGGCUGCAGCCACCCCGACGGGCAAGUCUUCGAGCUGCAAGGACCCCAAGCAGCAGGGAGGUCAGGCAGCCCUCCAGGAGGAGGACCCCGAGAGGAUGAAGCACAGAAGGAAACAGAAAACCCCUAAGAAAUUUACCGGGGAGCAACCGUCCAUCUCAGGGACGUUCGGACUGAAAGCUUCUCUCCAGUCCCGCUGUUGUAAACCGGGCACCGCUCCAGGUUCAUCCUCCUGCAUUUUAAAAACGCCCUCUCCCUCUUCAGGCUUCAUAAAAGCUGAGGACAAAGCAAAAGCACAUCGAGCCAAGAAGCUGGAGGGGAGCAGCAGCACGGACGAGCUGAAAAAGAAACCUCCAGGAGGCGGGAAAAAGGAGGCGGCUCCACACUUUCCAACAGUAAGCCCCGAGGAGCAGUGGCAGCGGGAGAUCAAUGAGAAGGGAGAAGUUGCCUGCCCCACCUGCGGCGUCAUAACCAGGAAAACCAUCGUGGGCCUCAAAAAGCACAUGGACGUCUGUCAGAAACUGCAGGAUGCCUUGAAAUGUCAGCACUGCAAGAAGCAGUUCAAGUCCAAAGCUGGCCUGAAUUACCACACCAUGGCAGAGCACGUCAACAAGCCUCUUCCCGUGGAAAUCGCUGGACUGGGUGAACAGGAAGAGCGGGAAAGGCUGAGGAAAGUGCUAAAGCAGAUGGGGAAACUGAAAUGCCCCAAUGAGGGCUGCACGGCCAACUUCUCCAGCCUGAUGGGCUACCAGUACCACCAGAAGCGCUGCGGGAAGCAGCCCGCCGAAGUAGAGAAGCCCGUGUUCACCUGCCCUCACUGCGGGAAGAAGUAUAAAUCAAAGGCUGGCCAUGACUACCACCUCCGGUCGGAGCACCCCUCUUCGCCGCCCGAGGAGCCAGAGGCGAAACCCGAGGCCAACCCAGUAGAAGAUUUUGAGAGGACUCCGAGCGGUAGGAUCCGGCGCACGUCGGCCCAGGUGGCCGUCUUCCACCUCCAGGAAAUAGCCGAAGAUGAGCUGGCCAAGGACUGGACCAAGCGGAGGAUGAAGGACGACCUGGUGCCUGAGACGAAGCGACUCAAUUACACCCGGCCGGGACUUCCCAAGUUAAAUCCGAGACUGCUGGAGACCUGGAAAAAUGAAGUGAAGGAGAAAGGACACAUCAACUGUCCCAAUGACUGCUGUGAAGCCAUCUACUCCAGCGUCUCCGGCCUCAAGGCUCACCUGGCGAACUGCAACAAGGGAGACCACUCCGUGGGAAAGUACCGCUGCCUGCUGUGCCAGAAGGAGUUCAGCUCGGAGAGCGGAGUCAAGUACCAUAUCAUCAAGACUCACUCAGAGAACUGGUUCCGCACCUCUGCAGAGGCUUCCCGGAAAAAGAAGAGCAGGGAACAGAUUUCUUCCAGCAACGAGGAGAAAAAGGAAAGCACAAACGGGAAGAAAAGAGGCAGAAAACCCAAGGAAAGGCCCCCAGAACCGUCGGCCAAGGGCAAAGAGAGCGCGGCGGCAAAGACUAAUCACAAGAAACCCCCAGAGCCGUGGGAGAGCUCCAACUGCCGGCUUGGCGCGGAGGAGAGGGGCCCCAAGCCGCCCGGCAGCCGGAAAGCAGGAGCCAGCAAGAUGCCUGAGAAAUAAGAGGUUCCCGGACUGUCUCCAAGGAUUCGUUUACAACCCAGGGUAACGAGGCGGGGGCUGUGCCGGGUUUCCGUCCCCCUCCCCACACCUCCCUUUUUAAGAGAAAAAGAGGAAAACCACUUUAAGGAAAGUCACGGACCUUGUUUCACACUGGAAAAGAGAGAGGAAAGAGACUGCAAUUUUCUACCCAGCCUCUCCCCAUUUCCACGACCCCCCUCGCCCCCACGCUUGUGCACGCACACAUGGGCUUCCGGCUUCCCUGCUGACACGUCUCUUCCCCUCCCCGCGCAGCGGGGAUCCUCGCUGCCCCCUCGCCCGUCACGUCUCCCGGCUCCGUGCACCGAACGGGUGAUGCUUGAGCGAAAGGCAAGUGCAAUAGCGCCGGGGUCCGCUCCUGUCCUGGGACUGCCUUUCAGUUUGCCGUAGUGAGGCAGGAUCCCGCUGCGUUUCCUUUUGGUGUGGGAUGGGGAGCGGGGCAAUGUCUUGUCUGACUCGGUCCAUCCUGCGCCCUCAGGAAGCUGCAGCCUGUGCAUCCCUUGCGAUGAUCUAGUGGCUUUGGGGUUUCUGAAGACUCAGUGGCUGGCAAGGCUUAGACAAGGGCCCAGGUCAUGAGUUGCAGGGAUUGACAGCAGGCAUCCAAGGCAGAGCCCGUACACUGCAACGCAGUCGGAGGCUGGGUGGUAAUCCCGGGAACGAGCUGUGUGUAGCGCCGAGGUUUUAUGAAUGGUCCACGAGACUUGCAUGGGCUUCCCGGGUGCAUUUUGGAAGAUAGGGUCCUGCCAAGCCGUGAGCUGGCGCUGGGUUGGUUUCCUAGCCCCAUCUGCCUGGGGUAGUUUUCUGUUUGGUGCAUCAGGUAGGCAGGAUCAGGCCAUAGGUAUCAGCAGAUAAGCUUGUUCACCACCCACCCCAGGAGCAAGGAGAUGGCAGUCCAUCUGUCUGUCUCCCGCAGCCAGGGCUGUUCUCAUGCCCGGCAAGGCAGCAUACAGGCCUUCAUGGGCCCGGGUAUGAAAAGAGGGAGGCUGGCGUUGUCAGAGAGGCUGAACUCGCCCAUCUCCAGGAGCAGUCAGCGGGAGCUGUGGGUGCUCAGCACGGCUGGGAGCCAGCCCCACUGGGCUGGUCGAGGGAAAGGGGGGUUGCGCAGGAUGGUGAGCAGGGAGGAGGGAGAGGGGAAGGCAAUCUAUUCUGUUCUUUUCUGGUCUUUUAACUGAAAACAGGGCGAUGCAGAAUGGAUGUGAGCUCCCUGGGGCUCAAGGGAAGGGGAAAGAAGCCCUCUGAAAUGCUGAGAAAUGCUUCCAGGUUGGGUUUUUAGGGUUUUGAGUGUUUUAAUACCCCUUCAGACAAAACUACUGUAUCAAAUUGAUACUGAACUUCGGCUACAAAUAGUCCUUUAGCAAUAGAGCCGGGCGGAUAUUGCAGAACGCAGGCCCUUGGGUUUGCUCUGCUUGCGCCCGGGCCGGCAGGCGGGAGCGUCGGCAGACGAACGCCGCGGAGCGCAGGCUUUCGCACUGCUUUAAACUGAAAAUUGCUCCAAAGAGCGACUCUGGUGAGCGCCCUGUUCAAUCAGAACAGCCAUCGGAGGCACCUGCCAUAAGCCAGGUAGGGUGAAAAAAAUGGGACUAUCCAAUUCAUUUGAGAAAAGCGUUGUCUUUUGAGGUUAGAGAAAAAGGGCCAGCUGGUCGAAGGAGGCUUUCCGAGCGACUCGCCCCGCGCUCUGUUCGUUAGGCCCCUGAGACCUCAGCAGCCCCAUCGUUGGCACGGGGUUGGCUUCAAGUGACAAUCAUGGGUCAGGCUUUGUGGUCACGGCCCUCGUGACGCCAAGCUGAUGCUGCGGCUGGUUGAACACGCUGCACUUGGCCCCAUUGGGUGGACCAGGCCUGGGCCCAGGGGACAGGUCUCUGAUGCCCCGAAUGUCCCGUUGACCUCAGCCCUUCUUCACCCUCCCUCCCUGGUGAGGCGGGGUGGAUGCCUCUUUCCAUUGCAUUUUCCUUUGAAGACCUGCACUAACUUUGCAUCCAGAUUUCCCGGAGCCAGGACUGUCAGGAUGCCCAGUCUGGUCUGGAGGAAGAAUAAACCCCAGCCCAAAGCCCAUCUGCUUGCAGACAUAAACCAGGCUACCUCUCUCCAUGGCCCAGAUGUGGCUCUUGCUGCAGCUGGCCCCCACAGCAGGUCUCGUAGAGCAGUUUUAUAACAUACUUUGCACUUGCUCAUGGGACAACAGCACCCACCUUGCACACCCUCCAUUCACCCCAGCCAGGGGGUUUGGCAGGUGAUAUUUCCUGGCGGCGUAGGGAAUUCUGCUUAUUUAGCUAACGAAAGCCUUGCCUCUUUUUCCUCCCCUGGCUCGCAGCUUAUCCUCGACCCCACUGAUCUUCAGUAUUUUUUUCACGCUCUGAGGAGCCAUUCAGUGAUAAUUAAUGACUCUCUCGAGUGACACAUUAUUACUGCCACAGAAAGAGACGUGGCCUCCCGAUGUCAGGUUCACUCCCCAAGAGAAUCCCUGCAGAAGACCUGGCCCGUAUAUCCUGAGAGCUGAAUUAAACCGUCCGCCGGUCCCCUGGUAGCGCACCGAAAACCGCGGCGGCCUCAUACCUGCCUGGAGCAAACUCAGUCCAGGGUAGUUGACUGUGGUCGGUGAAGGUAGAAAACGCUUUUUGGUACCCAGAGAGCUGGUGACCGCUGGGUUUACUCCUGGCUAGAACUGCAGCUCCUUUCUUUGGAGCUUUCCUCUGCACUAAAGAAAAGGUAGGAAUAAAACCCCACAGGGAAGUGCCAGUUUUGCAAGAGUUUCGGGUGCUAGAUCGUCGCUAUUCUGAGCCGACAGAGCUGCAGGACUCCGAGGAAACUUCCCCUCGUGGUCUCAGCAGAGCAGUAGCCACGGCAAAGCCUCCUGCAUGGAGGGUUCCUUCUUCCCCAGCCCCUUGAGAAACUGGGGGUGGAGAAAUGCUCAUAAACGGUUGCCUGUUCGUUCAGCAAGUGCAGAAACCUGAGUUAAGAGCCAGGCCGCUGCAUCCUUAUUAACAAGGUAAUAAAGCAGAACCUUUUAUACAAGCUGCUUUGUGCCAGGACCUGGCAAAUAGGGUCCCAAAGACCAGCUGCAGCCUCUUGAGAGAACCAUUGGACAUCCCCUAUCUAUUAAUGCCCUGUCUAUUAAUGAAUCUGCCUAUUAAUCAGAUGUGCAAAGUCCUGCACUUAGGAGGGAACAACCCCAUGCACUGGGACAGGCCGGGGGUGAUGGGCUGGGCAGCAGGGACCUGGGGUGACAGGGGACAAUAAGAUGGAUAUGAGCCAGCAGUGUGCCCUUGUCACCAAGAAGGAUAACGGCAUCCUGGGCUGCAUCAGUAGGAGCAUUGCCAGCAGAUCAAAGGAAGUGAUUAUUCCCCUCUAUUCAGCACUGGGGAGGCUACAGCUGGAGGCCUGUGUCCAGUUUUGGGUCACAGAAAAAUUGGAGAGUCCAGCAGAGGGAAAUGAAAAUGGUUUGGGGGCUGGGCACAUGGCUUAUGCAGGGGGUUGCAAAGAGGACGGAGCUGGACUGUCGCUGCGGGGAGAGCUGGGCGCAGAGCUUUGCUGGGGCCUGUCUGCAGCGGUGCAGGAGGGUUGGGACGCGGCAUCGGUCUGCAGUCAGCGGCAGUGUUUCCCCAUGCUCCUCAAACCAGGCCGAGAGCCCCAGAGUGAGCUCUGAAGGACUUUCCACUCCUCUUUUCAGGGCUUUCUGCUAUGAAGCAGGCACAGUUAAAGGCCUGGCUGAUCCCCACCCCUGCUGUCAGAGCGUGAGUGUGUGCGCAGGGAAAACACAAAGGGAACUGGUCUGGGAAAACAUCAGGGCAGUCUCCAGCCAUUGCUUCUGGCUGUGUCCCAGGCAGUCGGAGGCUUUCCACGUCUCAGAGGUUGUGCUAGUGCUUUCUCUUCUUCUUUUCUCCUUCCCCUCGACAAAUGCGGUUGGAAUUGCUGUGGUUUUGGGCUAGUUUCCCAGGCCUCCCUCCAGCAUGCUGAGUGCCUCGGCUCCUUCGCAGAGUGCUGAGACUUGCCUUAAGCAUAGCUUUGCACUGCUCUUCAUCCCCCCUGCUUCCUCCAUGCACAUGGCUGCAGGGCGGGAGAAGGAUCUGGGACGCGUCCGCAUGGUGCAUGCUCUCUCACGACCGAGCUGCAGCUCCAGACCCCGCGCCCGAGUGUCCGGCACCUCGUGACGUUGUGUGCAGCUGCCUGUGGUGCAUGCCCUGUCACCACCGCUGUGCAACCUGCCUGUGCAAAUUCACUUGAUUGACGGCUUACGCCUCCACGACCACAAGCCACUGCAUCUCUUCAGUGCUAAGGGAGGUGGCUGUGUCCUGGACCCACCCCCCAUUGCUUCCACCCAGGACACCGGUGUGUCCAUCUGGGGUGUCUCCAGUGCCUUGGUGUACAGACAGCAGUGCCGCUGUACCCCGGUGCUGGCCCUUUGACACAGCAAAGAAGCCAAAACACCGCCCUAGCCUGGCACUGGCCAUGCAAGGGGGUGUGGGGAGGGCUGCCGUGCCCUUUCAGCCCCCCGUUGGCGUAGUGCUCCCUUGGAGGUUAUUAUUAUGAGGGAGCACAACUCAGCGGAGCCCUUGGGCUGCUCUAAGGACUGCCAGUGCCCAGACCAGGAAGGUAGAAGAUUGGCAUUAACCUGCCCUGCCCCAGGCAUGGCCAGACCCAAGGGCCUCAAAUCGUUGUAUAUUUGCUGUCAGUGUGUCAGCGACUGUUCGACAACACCCGGCCCUUCUGCAUGCUGGGGAGGAGGGGGGGCAGGCUGCUGCUUCACCCUGGGUCUUGCAUCUUGCUGGGCACGUGCUCUGCACCUGCUACAUGGGCGGGUGUUAAUUGGCUGCAGUGGGACUCUCCGGGUGCCAGGGGAACCAGGUCAACAGGGGCUGGUCGUUAGGAAACGAGCAAGCAGAGAGCGAUUUCGCACUCAGCAGCAGGUACCGAGGUCCAAGUCCUCUGGGGGCAUCAGCCAGCCCAGUUGCGUUGUUUCCAACUGAUUAAGAGCGAGCGGUGAGAUUGCCAGCUCUCUGUAGUGACAGCCUGGUUACUGCCAGGUCCUUGUGCCAUGGCGGCUGCGUGUGCCUAAUGUGAACAGGAUGGAUUUGGCUGGGUGCCUGUAGCCAGAGAUGGAGUCACGUGCAGUUGUGCAGUACUCUGAGCUGGGGAAGCCUGCAUCCAGCUCCUGACUGCCCCUGGUUUGCUGUGUGAUGUUGGGCAUGCCUUCCCAAGCCUCAGUUUUCCCCGUCUGUAGAGUGGGGAUAGCAGUCCAUUUGCAGCCUGCUGUGAGACGUGGCUGGGAAGCGCUGGGCACGAGAGGGUAGCAGAAGCUGCCUCUGGAGCUGCAGCCCCCACUCCCCUUGCUGAUCUCCCUCAUGCCUGUGCCUCGGUGAUUGGGGGUUUUCAGGCACUGGAUGUGUUCGGUUUCUCACCAGGGGUUAAUGUUUGCUGCAAAGCCUCUUAAAGCAGAACACUUCCCAGCUCAGCCAGAUGCGGUCCCUCGCCUAAAGGCUGAAGGCAGGGCUGGUCUCUGCUGCCUCAGUUUCCCUCUCCGUGCAGAUGCAUGCUCAGGCUGGCAGGGGCUCAGAGAGGAGGCAGCUGGGCAGAUUAUAAGCAUUCAUUGAGUGCCUCAGCCUGUGUCCAGGCCUGCUGCUCCCGGAGCUGGUGGGGCACCGGCGUUGGCUUGUUUGGGCUGCAGGAAUCGCGCCCAGGCUCGGCUGGUUCAAAGCAAAUUCUUGUGGUAAGAACGCAAGGGGACCACGUGGGAGCUUGUCGUGCAGCCUCCGGAAGCCUUUGGUUUCGGUAGGACGCUCCUUCCUGGAGCAGCCUGGGGACAAGGUCCUCUGGCUGCUGUGGCCUGAGCGUGCGCAGGGACAGUGGCACCGCUCACGCCAUCUGAGCUGCUCCUGUCUUCAGGAGGGUGCCUCUGCCCCCGUGCACGGAGCACGUGGCGCCUUCAUCUCCUGGCUUAGCAGGGCCUGAGCUGAUGCUGUGCAAGUCCGUGUGCAUCUUUUCCCUGGAAGAGGUGUCGGGUCCUUAUCCAGCCCCCACGCGGGGUCACAGGCUUCUGGUUAGGGACUGGGGGCUUGCCCCCCACUACCGGUGUCCAGCAGAGCACAGCCAAGCACCAGAUCUGGACAGAAACCCCUGGGAUUCACACACUAGAGACCCCGAGCCAAGACCCCUGUCCCCAUCCUCUAUGAGACGGGACACGGGGAGGAGGCUUUCCCCGUAUCUAGCCAUAAAAUCUAGCAUCACCAGUCAAGCAGCUGCUGGUGGUGCUGAGCUGAAUCCAGGGGGGCCAUGGCAGGGCUGGGCCUGUGAGCAGGAUGAGCUGUGGGGAUGGACUUUAAGCAAAGCAAAGUUCACAAACACUUGUCCUUUGAUCAGAGGAAAGAUAAUGAUUAAAAAUGGAAAACAUGACUCACCGGAAGUAUUAUACAUCAGCCCCCGAGCUGGCUUCUUGGCCGACAGCUCCCCCCAGGUUGAAAUCCUAGUUUCCUUGCAGCCAGGUAGCUUUUGAGCAGACAAUCAGAGCAUUUAGAGGCCAGGUAAAAAGUGGAGCCUGCUUGGCACAUCUAGGUAACCAGGGUUUAAAAUAAAGGCAGGAUCUGGGGUACCUGGAAGGGAUGCACAGGUGCCCAGGCAGCGAUGCAGCACUGCAAAGAAUACCCUGGCCCUGCAGACUAAUGGGAAUCCAACCCCGAUCCUUGUUUCCCCAGGAAACAUUAACCCUUUCCUAAAUAUUAGACCGAGACUAGCCUGAUGAUCCUUCCAUCCUCCCGUCUUUUAUGCCUUCCCGAUACAUGUCGAGAUGAGAAGGGAGAAAUGUAGCAGUUUGGUUUGAAAGGACGGGAGUGAAAUUGGAGAGUCCGACUUGUUUCUGUGACUCAACCCACUUCAGGUGGAGUUGACCCAGUCUCAGUUGAGAGCAUUACAGUGUCCAGGAAGGUCUCGGAGCAGGGGUACAUCCCUGCCCACAUACCUCAGUCUUUGCUGAUAUGGUCUGUGCUAUAGGCAAAGGGAUUUAAUGGUGGAGGGUGCUGAUCUUGUGCUCCCCAUGCACCGUCACUCCCCUGGAAGCUAGGAAGAGUCUUGCCAGGGAGAGGUAUUCAGACCAGGCAAUAGCCCUGCCGGGACUGGAGCCCGUUUCCCACCCGGGCACACAAGCCAAUGCCGGUUUGUCCCCCCCAGCUCUGCUGAACGUGCCAUGAGCCUCAUGCCGCAGUGCCUGUCCCCUGCCGCGGCGAGGGAGGGAGGCAGCCAGCCAGGUGUUGGCUGCAGCCUCCUCCCUGUGUUUGGACAGGGUGGAGGGUUAGGAGCUCCUGGGUCCCUGCGCGGGAGGCCGACCCGUGAUCUGUGGCUGUGGCUGUCACUCCUCUUACUCGAGUCUGUGCAAUAACCACAUCCAAGCCAUAGGGUCACCCAGAGCAGGACCCACGAGCCUCGGGGCUUGGCUGAUGCCACCGGGCUCCCCCACGGCCCUUCUAAUAUGCUGCUUGGCACCGUAGGGCAGCUGGGCCCCAAAUCAUGUGCCAGCACACAGGUAACCCGUGGUGGGGGGCACUGAAGCCGUACGGUUCAAGAGCCCCACUCCAUUAAAGCUGAGCUGCCACCGUAGAAAGCACAGGUUUCCAAAUCCUCAUUGACCUUCGACUUCCCAACCGUCCCCUGGGCUUGGAUCCCUGUGCCAUGGAGGACAAGGCCAUCACACCCCAGACAAGCUGUUCAGGCCUGUCGGGCUAAGCCAAGGGCCAGGUUUUGGUGCACCGCUCCUGGGACCAGCAGGACACGCUCUUACCGGUCCUUUUGCAUGGGGUCCUGGUUGCUACACCUGCCUGUUGCAUAUGCCAUCACGUCUUGGAAAUCCUGACCGUAAAAGCGCAGCUGGGUAUCGUAAAGGGCUACCAGGUGUCACACACAGGGGGGGCAGCCCCGUCCAGACCCGCACUCCUCCGAGGCACUGAAAACCUGGCCCGUGUCCCACCUGAACCCACAACUCCAGCCUGGAGCUUAACUAUCUUACGCCUUUCGAGAUACCAUUGAGUCCCCUUGCAAUGCGCCUGAAAACCGGUAUCUACUGCAGCAGCAACUAUUACUGCUUAGGACACGGAGAAAAUCAGUGGCUGGUCAUUCCUUGGCACCACUGGGUGGGGGAGUCCUUCCUCACUGGGCCACCGCUGAGGACGACACACCUCAACUGGGUACAAGAAUUGCAUUCAUCGCGAGACACUCGCACACAGCAAUGCAGACGGUUUGGGAUAGCUUGUUUUCUUCCCGUUCUCCUCUCGGUGGCUCCUAUCCCACGGCAUACCCGAAUGUUUCUUGUCGACGCCAGUUAUUAGUGCAUAUGUGUAUUUUGGGGAAAGAAAAAGAAAAAAAGAUUUUCAAUUUAUCACUUGUAACCAUAUAUAUAAAUAUAUAAAUAUAUAUAUUAAAAAGUGUUUAUUUGCAAAAAAGAAAAAAAAAAGAAAAAAAAGAAAAAGAAAAUUAAAUUGUUUUACCGGUAAACUAUCUUAUACUACACUCCAAAUUUGUGAUGAUCUGUUCUUUUUGUUAAUCGUUGACCACUCCUCCGCUUGAGAGUACUGUAAUAAAUGAAUAUGAAUAACAGCGCCACUGAGCACCUAGAAGGGGUAACUCUAUGUACUGUAUGUAUUAAAAACAGCUGUAUCAAAUAAAUGGUUAUUGAUUUUUUUUUC
Molecule: messenger RNA, 15290 nt
Organism: Alligator mississippiensis (American alligator)
Lineage: Eukaryota; Metazoa; Chordata; Crocodylia; Alligatoridae
Gene: ZNF512B
Product: zinc finger protein 512B
Exons: 16
Coding region: 4276-6588 (770 amino acids)
Molecular function (GO): zinc ion binding
Source: RefSeq, a predicted model, not a curated record